Nelumbo nucifera (sacred lotus) is the source of this 2923-nucleotide messenger RNA. RefSeq names its product beta-xylosidase/alpha-L-arabinofuranosidase 2-like. Gene Ontology annotation, cellular component: apoplast. Gene Ontology annotation, biological process: xylan catabolic process; arabinan catabolic process. Gene Ontology annotation, molecular function: xylan 1,4-beta-xylosidase activity; alpha-L-arabinofuranosidase activity. The record is from RefSeq and is a predicted model, not a curated record. NCBI's taxonomy places the organism in Eukaryota, Viridiplantae, Streptophyta, Magnoliopsida, Proteales, Nelumbonaceae.
UCUCUCCCGCACUCUCUCUCUCUUUUCUGAGCGUGACUGUGUGAGAAGUGAGAACCUCCAAUUCCAAAAGCUCAUAUUAAAGGGAGCGAAAAGAAGAAGCAAGAAAAAAUAUCUUACAGCUCUUCACGGGCGCAUAGGCCCACGAAUUCCUGAAAGCUAGAUUCUCUUUACCUCUGGCUUUUUCUUUCCUCCUUACUCUUUUCUCUGUAACAUUAAAUGGAGUUUCAGAGCCAGCUCGAUUAACGCCUCCAUCUCUCGCUCACGGGCUGCAAAGAAACAACAUGUCUUACAUGGCUUAUUGACUAUAAAUGAAUAUACAUUACACGUUAUAAGAGACCCCGCAUCCAUAUAAGCUCAUCCCCAUAUAUCCUCCGUCGAACCUUUGCUGCAUUCAGAAGCCAUGGCUUCUGGAGGAAACAGAGCUGAAUGUUCUGUUUUCUUGGUGAUUCUUCUGCAGUUUCUCUUUCUUUUUCUCAUGGGUUCUAAAGGUGUUCUCUGCCAAUCUCCUGUUUUUGCCUGUGAUGUUGGCAAGAACUCCGGCUUGGCUGCUUUUGGGUUCUGCAAUUCUUCAUGGGGUAUUGCUGCAAGGGUCGAUGAUUUAGUGAAGAGGCUCACAUUGCAGGAAAAGAUUAUUUUUUUGGUGAAUAAAGCAGGGGCGGUGACUAGGCUUGGAAUUCCGAGCUAUGAGUGGUGGUCUGAAGCUUUACAUGGAGUGUCUUACGUGGGUCCUGGGACACAUUUCUCAAGUGUAGUACCUGGAGCUACGAGCUUUCCUCAGGUCAUUCUUACUGCAGCUUCGUUCAACACUUCUCUGUUUCAGGCCAUUGGGAAGGUGGUCUCUACUGAAGCCAGAGCCAUGUACAAUGUGGGUCUAGCUGGGCUAACUUAUUGGAGCCCAAAUGUGAACAUAUUCCGGGACCCCAGAUGGGGAAGAGGCCAAGAGACUCCUGGUGAAGACCCCAUCCUCGCCAGUAAAUAUGCAGCUGGUUACGUUCAAGGUCUGCAACAAAGCGACGAUGGCAACCCGAAUCGGCUUAAGGUUGCUGCUUGCUGCAAGCAUUAUACAGCCUACGAUGUGGAUGCCUGGAAGGGAGUGGAUCGUUAUCACUUUAAUGCUCAGGUGAGUAAACAAGACCUGGAUGAUACAUAUCAGCCCCCUUUCAAGAGCUGUGUUGUGGAUGGGAAUGUGGCCAGCGUCAUGUGCUCUUACAACCAAGUAAAUGGGAAACCAACCUGUGCAGACCCGGAUCUCCUGGCUGGGGUCAUUAGAGGCGAAUGGCAAUUAAAUGGAUACAUCGUUUCAGAUUGUGACUCAGUACAAGUGCUCUACAACGAUCAGCACUAUACCAAGACCCCAGAGGAAGCUGCGGCUAAGUCUAUAUUGGCAGGGUUGGAUCUUAACUGUGGAUCUUUCCUGGGCCAACAUACGGAAGCUGCAGUGAAAGCUGGGCUCCUGAAUGAGUCAGCCAUUGACAAAGCAAUCAUCAACAAUUUUGCCACUCUGAUGCGACUUGGGUUCUUCGAUGGAGAUCCCAGUAAGCAGCUCUAUGGGAAGCUGGGGCCAAAGGACGUAUGCACCCCAGGGCACCAGGAGCUGGCCCGUGAAGCUGCACGACAAGGGAUUGUCUUGUUGAAGAACAGCGCAGGCUCAUUGCCAUUGUCGCCGACAGCCAUCAAGUCCUUAGCAGUGAUCGGGCCCAAUGCCAACGUGACCAAAACCAUGAUCGGCAACUACGAGGGCACUCCAUGCAAAUACACAACUCCUCUGCAAGGCUUGACGGCCUCGGUUCCGACUCUCUAUCAGCCAGGCUGCCCCAAUGUGGCAUGCGACAGUGUCCAACUAGAUGAUGCUAAGAGAAUAGCAGCCCAAGCAGAUGCCACAGUUUUAGUAGUAGGUGCUGAUCAAUCAAUCGAGGCAGAGAGCCGUGACAGAGUUGAUCUUCAUCUUCCUGGGCAGCAGGCACUUUUAGUAACAGAGGUUGCAAAUGUAUCCAAGGGACCUGUGAUUCUUGUUAUCAUGUCUGGAGGAGGCAUGGAUAUCUCAUUUGCCAAAGCCAACAACAAAAUUACGAGUAUUCUCUGGGUUGGUUACCCUGGCGAAGCUGGAGGGGCUGCUUUAGCUGAUGUUAUCUUCGGCUAUUACAAUCCAAGUGGAAGACUACCCAUGACAUGGUACCCACAAGCAUUUGCAGACAAGGUCCCUAUGACAAACAUGAACAUGAGACCAAAUCCAGCCACUGGCUACCCUGGCAGAACUUAUCGGUUUUACAGAGGUGAAACCAUAUACUCAUUUGGUGAUGGCAUGAGCUAUUCUCAGUUCAGCCAUCACCUUGUCCGAGCACCUAAGCUAGUCUCAGUUCCCCUGGAGGAGGGUCACAUUUGUCGCUCCCAGAAAUGCAAAUCUAUCCAUCUUGAGGAAGAAGGAUGCCGAAACCUGGCUUUUGAGAUUCAUUUAAGAGUUAGAAACAUGGGAAGGAUGAGCGGAAGCCACACAGUUUUCCUGUUCAGCACUCCCCCAUCAGUACACAAUGCCCCUAAUAAGCAUUUGCUGGGAUUUGAGAAGGUUUUCUUAACAAGUCAAAAUGAAGCACUAGUUAAGUUCAACGUGGACGUCUGCAAGGAUUUGAGCGUUGUGGAUGAGCUUGGGAGACGAAAAGUGGCUCUGGGUUCACAUGUGCUUCAUGUGGGCAGCUUGAAACACUCUCUAAAUAUCAGGAUUUGAACCUCAUCUCCUUGGUAGAAGAAGCAAGAAAGUCUUCGACUUCUCUUGGAGAUUGGUAAUAAAAGCCUCCAAGGAAGUAAAUUCAACUCGCAUGUAAGUUGAGAGUCGUAACAAUUUUCUCAAUUGUUUCAACGGCCAAUCUAAUUGAAAUGGAAAUUUUCAAAUCCAAAACAAGGCAAUGUUUUGGUGGGUGUUCUUCAA